Messenger RNA from Andrographis paniculata, 2397 nucleotides. Its product is annotated as sodium/hydrogen exchanger 1-like. The record is from RefSeq and is a predicted model, not a curated record. Gene Ontology annotation, molecular function: sodium:proton antiporter activity. Gene Ontology annotation, cellular component: membrane. Lineage: Eukaryota; Viridiplantae; Streptophyta; Magnoliopsida; Lamiales; Acanthaceae. Bases 425 to 2089 code for a protein of 554 amino acids. The transcript is spliced from 15 exons. Gene Ontology annotation, biological process: proton transmembrane transport; regulation of pH; sodium ion transport.
GUGUGAAGCCACGUACUCAGUAUCUAGAGCUUUCAAUCCUGCCGUUAAUCUCGUGAAACUUCUGUAUUAUAAUUGCCUGAACCAGAUUGUGAAUCCGUGACUUAUCGGGAAACUUUUGCGAAAUUGGCAAUUUCGGUGUGUUAUCGGCAUUAAGAGAAGUAUUCGACUUGAAAUUCUCUGUAUUCUGCCGAUUAUUAGUUGGAAAUUUGGGGAGAAACAGGGAGAAGUUCGGAGCUGCAGUUAGCAGCAGCAGAAUUGUCUUCUCUGUACAAAGGAAGGAAAAUUUGGAUUCAAGUUCUCUCUUAGGUAAAAAUUGUUGUGGGGCAGCUGAUUCUAGCUUCACUGCCUGGUGUUUCUGAGAUCAGAGAUCAAAAAUUUCAUUGCGAACAUCACCGUUUUCUGGUUUUUCUAAAUAUUGGACAAGAUGGGGUUUGGCUUGGGAUCCAUGUUAAACACAGAUGUAUUGUCAACUUCUGAUCAUUCUUCAGUGGUGUCUAUAACUUUAUUUGUCACGCUUCUUUGUGCGUGUAUUGUGAUUGGUCAUCUGUUGGAAGAAAAUCGCUGGAUGAAUGAAUCAAUCACGGCCUUAAUCAUUGGUUUGUGCACCGGAGUCGUAAUUCUACUGGUUAGUCGAUGGAGAAGCUCACAUCUCUUGGUGUUCAGUGAGGAUCUUUUCUUCAUUUACUUGCUUCCACCAAUCAUCUUCAAUGCUGGGUUCCAAGUGAAGAAGAAACAAUUCUUCCGGAACUUCAUGACUAUAAUGAUGUUUGGAGCACUUGGCACCAUUAUAUCUUUCAUCAUCAUCUCAUUAGGUGCCAUCUUCGUCUUCAAGAAAAUGGACAUUAGGCUUCCAGUUGGAGAUUAUCUUGCAAUUGGAGCAAUUUUCGCUGCGACGGAUUCAGUUUGCACGUUGCAGGUGCUCAGUCAGGAUGAAACACCACUGCUGUACAGUUUAGUGUUUGGGGAAGGCGUCGUGAAUGAUGCAACAUCUGUGGUGCUUUUCAAUGCAGUCCAGGACUUCGAUCUGACUCAUAUAAAUACUUCUAUUGCCUUCCAGCUGAUUGGAACUUUUUUUUAUUUGUUCGCGUCAAGCACCGCAUUGGGGGUUGCAGCUGGACUCCUUAGUGCUUACAUCAUAAAGAAGCUCUGUUUCGGAAGGCAUUCGACUGAUCGAGAGGUUGCCAUCAUGAUGCUCAUGGCCUAUCUCUCUUACAUGCUGGCCGAAUUAUUCUACUUAAGCGGCAUCCUGACAGUGUUCUUUUCUGGUAUUGUGAUGUCUCACUACACCUGGCAUAACGUCACUGAGAACUCGAGAAUUACUACAAAGCACACCUUUGCAACAUUGUCAUUCGUCGCCGAGACUUUCAUAUUUCUUUACGUUGGCAUGGAUGCUCUCGACAUCGAAAAAUGGAGGGUUGUGAGUGGCAGCCCGAAAACAUCGGUUUCUGUCAGUGCAACUAUACUCGGAUUGAUUUUAGUAGGAAGAGCAGCCUUUGUUUUCCCGUUGUCAUUUUUAUCCAAUCUGACCAAGAAGCUUCCGCAUCAGAAGAUCGAUUUUAAGCAGCAAAUUACAAUAUGGUGGGCUGGCCUUAUGCGAGGAGCUAUUACUAUGGCUCUUGCUUACAAUCAGUUUACGAGAGCCGGGCAUACCCAAGAGCGCGGAAAUGCUAUCAUGAUCACAAGUACAAUUACUGUCGUCCUCUUCAGCACUGUUGUAUUUGGCUUGAUGACUAAACCACUUGUGAGAUUGUUAAUGCCUGCCUCCAAACAUCUGGUUUCUUUCGACUCCAUGAACGCGACAAACUCUUUUAUCGUUCCAUUUCUUGGUGAGUCCCAAGACUCUGCAGCCGAGCUAUUCCCUCCAGAGGGAACAGCUUCAGAAGCUCCCGACAGCAGCCGCAGCGUCACCCGGCCAAGCAGCCUCCGAAUGCUACUCACAAGGCCAACGCGCACAGUCCACUACUACUGGAGAAAAUUCGACGACGCAUUCAUGCGCCCGGUUUUCGGUGGGCGUGGCUUCGUUCCAUACGUACCGGGCUCGCCAACCGAACAAACCACCCAACACUGGGAAGGAGAAGCCAAAGAGUAACCUGACACUUUUUUCCCCAAUUUGUACACACGGUUUUGCAGAUUCUAAUUUCUCAUUCGACUGUCCCGUGCGAAAGGGAGUAGAUAACUAUAGUUCAAAGUUUGUUCUGGAUGGUACAUUGUUGUUUUGGUGUGUAAAGCUUUUAGUCGGGAGCUCUGUCGAAAGGUUUUCUCCCGUCCUAUGAUCGCCAGAUCGGCGUUUACUAUUGUUCGAGAUUGUUAACAGACAGCAUAUUUGGCUGUGCUGCUGGUUGUGUUUUGCCUUCUGUACAGUUUUGAGGUAAAAAUUUGGAAUAGACUGCUUUCCUA